Rhopalosiphum maidis (corn leaf aphid) is the source of this 3124-nucleotide messenger RNA. RefSeq names its product thymocyte selection-associated high mobility group box protein TOX-like. Gene Ontology annotation, molecular function: chromatin DNA binding. The coding region runs from base 1 to 1854 and encodes 617 amino acids. Gene Ontology annotation, cellular component: nucleus. Gene Ontology annotation, biological process: regulation of transcription by RNA polymerase II. NCBI's taxonomy places the organism in Eukaryota, Metazoa, Arthropoda, Insecta, Hemiptera, Aphididae. The record is from RefSeq and is a predicted model, not a curated record. The transcript is spliced from 14 exons.
AUGGCGGUUGAUCAACAACAACUGUUCGCAGACCUGUGGAUUUACAAGACACCUGCAGCUGCUGUUACUGCUGCUGCUGCUGCUGCUGCUGCUGCUGCCGUCGGUUCACCCUAUCAAUCAAUUAAUGCUGUGGUUAUCGUCGCGAAGGAACUUCCGAACGCGCCAAUCAAUUAUUCCGAACGUAAACUAUGCACUGACGUCGUGUCGAUAUAUCGAAUAAACAAAAGCGACCCCGUACCCAGGACCGACAACCUAGACUUGUCCCUAUCGGUCGCCCACAACAUGCACAACAACAACAACAACAACAACCACUACACAAGCAUGGCCGAACACACUUUUCACACGCCGAGUUUUGGGGACGAAGGUUUCGACAUCCCGUCGAUGGGCAAUCAAGGAAACAAUUCGACUACCUCGCCGAGUUGUAACAACGUGUCAAGCCCAUCUAACGGAUCGGCCGAUUCCAUAAUCACUUCGCACACGCAACCGCAACCGUCAUCGUUGGCGUAUCAACAUAGUCAACAGAUGAUGAAUCACCAUCACCCACAGGACACAGGCAUGCAGGGAAUGAACUCGCACAACUCACACCAUUCGCAUCAAUCGGCUUAUCAACAGCCACUGUACUUGACCGGCCACGAACACGGCCUGGGCCUGAACGUUAGUUCCAGUUACUCUCAACCAAGUUACACUCCGUUGAAUAACACGAAUACCACGAACGGUGCGCAGAACGGCAUGAUGUACCACCGACACCACCAAGCGUCUAAUCAACAACAACAGCACCACCAAGCGACUAAUCAACAACAGCAGCAACAGCAGCAGCAACAGCAACAGCAACAGCAACAACAACAGCAGCAGCAGCAGCAGCAGCAGCAGCAACAACAACAACAACAACAACAACAACAACAGCAGCAACACCAUCAUCAACAGCAACAGCACCCACCCACCCACAUGCCACAACCCACCCAUCUACCCGCCCACCACUACACCAACAUGGGACCACCAGCCACCAGUCCACUGACCCCUUCGUUGGACAUGCAUCGACACUCCAAUCCCACGCCAACGCCGGAAGGUAUAAACACUACUAGCGACGACAGCGACGACAGUACACCGCAUCAAACUAUGCUUGCAAUCAAGAGGGAAAGGUUAUCUCCAGAACCGUUGGAUGGUUGCGGGAUCAUGAAAAUGCAACAAAAGAAGCCGAAACCGACUAAAAAGAAAAAGAAAAGGGAUCCUAAUGAACCACAAAAGCCGGUAUCUGCAUACGCGCUCUUUUUCCGGGACACUCAAGCGGCAAUCAAAGGUAAAAAUCCUAAUGCUAGUUUCGGCGAAGUGUCCAAGAUCGUAGCGUCCAUGUGGGAUUCGUUGGACGCAGAUCACAAAAAUGUUUACAAGAAGAAAACGGAAGCUGCUAAGAAGGAUUACUUGAAGGCCCUGGCUGCAUACAGAGCGAGUCUCGUAUCGAAGGGAGGUGAACCGGACUCGAGCAUGUACGCUGGAGGGUACGUGGGCAGCUACGGCGGCGUGUACAACGGAUACUCACCGCCGGCGGGCCUACCAUCGCCACCCAUGUCCGUGCCGUCGCCGCACUCGCAAGUCCACGGCCAAGUCAAGAAGUCCGCUAUGAUGAUGGACAACCGGGUGCCGGUGAUGAACAGCCACCCGCAAAACCAUAACCAAUCGCAACAGACUGGUCUGAUCGGCAGCCACAACCAAGUCGCACCCGGACUGAACCAUUUGUCGCAGCAUCCUCAGGGCGGACUUCCCCCGUCGCCGCAACAGUCACAACCCCCAACGCCACCGGCCAACGUUUCAUCAUACUGGCCGUGGUGUUUCAACCCGACGCAAAACAGCCAUUAGCCGGUGUCCCGCCGACACCAGCUCAGUAGCAGUCGGUCGACGUGUGCAUACGAAACGAACGCGGCAACGACGACGUAUGUCUCGCACCGGAUGCCGGAUGGGACGACGAGUAUAAUCGAGGUUACGAGUGUCGGCACCAAUACUGCAAGAUUACGGUGAACGACUGGUGUUAGAGGUGCUUAAGAGGCCAUAGACCAAACGCCCAAAGUCGAUUAUCCUCCUCGUCCUCUUCCGGAAAAUAAGGAGACCUGAAGACCGCUACCUGUCCCAUGUACAUUAUACAAUUAUUAUUAUAUUAAUUAUAUUGUAUUAUAUUAUUAUUAUUAUUAUUAUUAUUAUUAUUAUUAUUAUUAUUACUGAUAUUGUAAUUAUUAUUACGUAUGUAAAUCCAUGUGACUACGAGUAUCUCAUAUUAUAAUGCUUGUGAAUAUUUAUAUUUAUAAGAAAAAAAUAAUAUGAUAAUUCAUAAUAUUAUAUUUAACGUACUACGAUAUGAUAUUAUUAUUAUUACAUACAUAAAUAUAAUAUACUGCAGUUUGUAUAUAUUUAUAUAUUUUUUUUCGUUGCAAUAAUAUCAUUGAAUCAUAAUGAAUGUAAAUAAGAAUGUCGUAUUUAAGCAAUAAAUUUGCUCCUGUAAAUGUAAGCAAUGUCUCCUGCGACAAUCCCAAUGCUGUUUUUGUGCACAUAAUAAAUAUAAACAUAAUAUUAUUAAUAUUGUUAAAAUGAACUACUAUUUUUUAACGUUUAAACCGUUUUCUUUUUUUUUUUUUUUAUGUUAAAAGCAUUAAGUUUUUUUUAUGUAAAUAAUAUUUACAAUUUUGUUUUGUAUUAUAUAUAUAAUAUAAUAUAUGACCUAAACCGUACAAUCGAUAUGGCGAAGUUCACGUUAGUCUUGUCUUAAAUAUUAUUAUUUACCAUAAAAUCCUUGGUAACUAGUACCACGGUACAUAAAGUAUUUAUGUCAAUCGGACACCUGUAAAUUGUCACGUGUUUAAGUUAUAAAGUGUUAUGAUACCUACUAAAGGACAUUUUAAAUUUAAAAAAAAUAAUAGCUAGGUACUCAUAUCAUUGUGAAAUUAUAUUAUUUUUUAUUCAAGUAUUAACAUUAUUGCCUAAUAUUUAUUUUUGUUUUAUUUUUAUUUUAUUAUUUAGCCAAAUUGAAAAUUUUAAAGUUGUUAUAAUACUGAAUAUUUUUUCUCUUUUGUUUAUUUUUUAAGUAGGUAUGAUUUUAUACUUUGUACAUAAAUGAUUAAGAACGCUCAUGUUAUCU